Scophthalmus maximus (turbot) is the source of this 2389-nucleotide messenger RNA. RefSeq names its product paraspeckle component 1 (gene pspc1). NCBI's taxonomy places the organism in Eukaryota, Metazoa, Chordata, Actinopteri, Pleuronectiformes, Scophthalmidae. The record is from RefSeq and is a predicted model, not a curated record. The transcript is spliced from 10 exons. Bases 130 to 1746 code for a protein of 538 amino acids. Gene Ontology annotation, molecular function: RNA binding. Gene Ontology annotation, cellular component: nucleus. Gene Ontology annotation, biological process: regulation of DNA-templated transcription.
CACAACCACCGCCGCCAUCUUUAUCAUCAGAAGAAGAGCUGGAGCGGUGUGCACCAUCAACACCGGUCCGCUCGACCCGAACUCUCCCUCUCACAGAAGACCGUGCUGCACGAACCACCCCGUCCCAGCAUGGCCAACCGGAACAUGCAACAUGGCAACAUGCAGAGCAGCAACUCUCCUCAAGCGGCCAAACGCGGGGCCGAGUCCCCGGCGUCCGCGGAACUGUCACCGGCGAACAAAGACAGCCCAGCUCCGCCGACGCAGCAGCAGCAGAGUCCCGCGGCCGAGCAAGCGGAAGGAGCCGGGGAGGGCAGCGGACAGGCUCCGGCAGAGAUGACGAGUUUCGAUAUCACGAGUUUUCGGAAGCCCGGCGAGAAGACGUUCACCCAGAGGUGUCGCCUCUUCGUCGGGAACCUGCCGCUCGACAUUCCCGAGGAGGAGUUCACGGGCAUGUUUGCUAAAUACGGGAAAGUGAACGAGGUGUUCAUCAACAGAGAGCGGGGCUUCGGCUUCGUGCGCCUGGAAACCCGGACGCUGGCAGAGAUUGCCAAAGCUGAGCUAGAUGGGACAAUUAUGAAUAACCGACCAAUCAGGAUCCGCUUUUCCACCCACGGCGCUGCCCUCGCCGUCCGCAACCUGCUGCCCGUGGUGACGAAUGAGCUGCUGGAGCAGGCGUUUUCUCAGUUCGGGCCGAUCGAACGGGCCAUUGUCGUGACGGACGACCGCGGGCAUCCCGUGGGGAGAGGCAUCGUGGAGUUCGCCAACAAAGCCGCUGCACGUAAGGCACUGGAGCGGUGCACGGAGGGAGCGCUGCUGCUGACCACCACACCUUGUCCAGUCAUUGUGGAGCCGUCGGAGCACUUCGAUGACGAGGACGGGCUUCCUGAAAAACUGCUGCAGAAGACUCCAAAAUACUACAAGGAACGGGAGCAGCCAGCACGUUGCGCCCAGCCGGGCACGUUUGAGUUUGAAUACUCGUCUCGCUGGAAAGCUCUGGACGAGAUGGAGAAGCAGCAGCGGGAGCAGGUGGACAGGAACAUCAGAGAGUCCAAGGAGAAGCUGGAGGCCGAGCUGGAGUCGGCGAAACACGAGCAUCAGCUCAUGAUGAUGAGACAAGAUCUAAUGAGACGUCAGGAGGAGCUGAGGAGACUGGAGGAGCUGAGGAACCAGGAGCUGCAGAGACGGAAGCAGAUAGAGAUGAGACACGAGGAGGAGAGGAGGAGGAGAGAGGAGGAGAUGAUGAGACACAGAGAACAGGACGACGUGCGACGACAACAACAACAACAACAACAACAACAACAACAACCAGACGGCUGCAAACCAAACUACGUGGAGAAUAGAGAACAGGAAAUGAGAGUGGGUGAGCUGGGCCCUCGUGGAGCCAUUAAUAUGGCAGAUGGAUAUAACCAGGCCUCUGCAGGGCCCGGUGGCAACCAGGGUCAAAUGAUGGGCAUGAGUGGAAGGGGAGGAGCCAUCGGCCCUGAAGGAAAUGCAAAUAUGGGCGCACCCUUGAUGUCAGAGAACGGAGCCAUGCGAAGCGACAGAUACCCGCCGCAGGGUGGAGCGAUGGGGGGCCGACCGGAUGUGGAGUCCCCGAAGCAGCAGCAGCAGCAGCAGCAGCAGCAGCAGCAGCAGCAGCAGCAGCAGCCAUUGGGCCCCCAGGUUGGAGCGGCCCCAGGAUUUGUCAGUGGGCAUCCAGUCGGGGACGUGUUCGAUGGGCCAAAUAACAAGCGUCGCAGAUACUAACCUCCCACGAUGCUCGUGGAUCUUUGUUACUGCCCCUGAUGAAUUUUUUUUUUACCCUGUUGUUGACCUACUCCUCCGCUCCCGGCGACUCGGACAGGUUUGCUGGAAAGAAAAGACACAUUUUUUUAAAGGUCCAGCGUGAAGGAUUUUUUGGAUCUUUUGGCAGAAAUGGAUCAUGGUAUUUUUGAUGAAGAUUUCAUAACUGUAUAAUCACCGGACAGUACGAACCCUUGUGGGGUUUUUUUGUUACCUUAAAAUGAGCCAUUUAUAUCGAUAGCCGGUCCACUUCCUCGUCGUAACGUUACACCGUUGUGUUUCUACAGUAGCCAAGAACAGACAAACCAAACUCUGACUCUAGAGAGAGAGAGGGUUUCGUGCUCUUUUUAAAUAGUAACUCAAGGACGCUGUUCAGUGGAAGUGUUACAUUUAUAAAAAAAAGAUUCGAAAAGCUCAAAUCUGAGAAAUGUUCCUGGCAGUCGACCGUCCUCAUAACAUCCACAUUCAGUCAUAUAAAGUGCGUCAAAGAUUUUGAUCUUGUUGCAUUUGACUGUGCUCCUCCCUUAAAGUAGAAUCAUCGUUGGUGAAAGUUGCAGCCUUUUCAUUCUGUAUUUGAUGAUCAAGAGAAAUAAAACAUUUGUAGGAA